AAAAAAACAGGAAUUAAAAGUUGCAAAAUAAUUAAAAUGAUGUUUAUCUUUAAAGUUAGAGUCAUGCAAUCAAUGCAUAGUGUUGGACAUGUCUUUGUGCAUCGAUAGAGCACAAGAUAACAUAGUAAUCGAUAAAAGUGACAUUAACAAAUGAGACAAAAAGACAAUUGAAAGUUUUCAUAAAAUUUAAUUAACGGUACAAGGGAAAGUUCUUAAUAAAUCUUUACUUUUUUAAGUGAUUAAGCAUAUAAACAUGGAUAUAGUGACCACAUAUAAAGUCUUUCUAGUCAAAACAUUAAAGGAAAAAAGCUAUUUUUGGGCCAGAAAUUUAUUUUUCAUCGUUUUCCCAUUAUUCUUCAUCUUAAUUUAUCUUUUCUCGGAUACGACGUCAUUAAACCACAAUUCGUCACUGACCAGAACUUAUGUUCCCAUAAACGAAGAUGAGCUCAUUGCGAAUAUACCACAAGCUAUUGACGACAAAAUAUAUUUUGUACCAAAUGAUACGUAUUAUAGAGAACUGAUGGAACGAUUUCGCCUUAAAAUUGAGGCACAAGAUGAAAGAAUCACUGGAUUUAAGUCUGAAGAUGACAUUUGGAACCAUAUCGAGGAUCUGGGAUCUCGUUCAUUCAUAGUUGUAUUUCAUGGCAAUGGUUCUGUGCUGGAUUAUACAAUAAAGUCAAAAAGCAACAAGUUCCUAACUGAUCGACAAUAUUCAAAGGACUUGUCAUCCAUAACAUCAAAAGUUACAAACGAGUACGUAAAUUAUGGAUUCUUGGGCAUUCAAUAUGCACUAGAUUCAACAUUUUACGAACUUCUUGCUCAAUCUGGAAAUAUUUUACCUUAUGUCGUUCAGUUUGAAAGAAUUCCAUCGAUUCCACAAGAUCCAGUGGCAUCAAAAAUUGACAGUUUGGGAAUAUUUUUCAUUCUAUUUUCAUCGCUGACAUGCAUAGCAUUGAUAUUCACACGCAUUGUUGAAGAGAAGGCAUGCGGAUUUCGAGAACAAUUAAAAAAUGCUACACCAUACAGCUCUUUAAAUAACGUUGCUCUGUUUUCCGUCAAUCAUCUACAGAUCUUUAUGCUUUUCUUCAUCUGUUUAGUCAUCACAUAUUUUAAAGGCAUUUGGAUCAACAUAAACUUCUUUUAUCCAGUAUUAUUAAUGUUUAUUUACAUAACAUCGAUCGUCUCAUUCACAUUCUUAGUCAGCGCAUUCUUUGAGUCAAUUGCAUUUUCAACGGUCGGUGCUGUUUUUUGGUAUUUUGUACCAUUCUUCUGUUUCCAAUUAGCAACAGUUCAGUGGAAGAAGAUUUUAAUUAUGUUUCCUGUUAAUGCUUUUUAUCAAGGCAUUCUAAUAUUUCAUGAUUAUACAAAUUCUGGACAUUACUUCAGUCAUUCCAAUUUAGCACAGCUUCAUCAUCCAAAUGACGGCAUAUUUUCAAUGAUUGAUGUGUCUUUCUGGCUUAUUAUUUCAUCAGCACUUUGUGUCUUUUUAUACUUUUACAUAUCAAACGUAUGUCCAGGACAGUAUGGCAUUCGUCAAAGUCCAUUUUUCAUUUUCCAAAAAUCAUAUUACGUACCAAACAAAAUUGAUGUCCAUAGCGAAGUUCAGGCACUAAAUUAUACUUCUAAUGGCUUUGAGAACUUUCAGCACUUGAAUCAAAAUGCUGUCGUUAGAAUUAGACAUUUGACAAAGACUUAUAAGACUUGGUGUGGAGAUUCAAAUACAGUCGUCAAGAAUUUAUCAAUGGACAUUUAUAAGAACCAAAUAACUGUUCUUUUGGGACAUAACGGAGCAGGUAAAACAUCAACAAUGUGCAUGCUGACAGGAUUAAUUCCCAAAACAGGUGGACAAAUUUAUGUUAAUAACAUAGACAAUAUUCAGUUCUAUCGAUCAAAAAUUGGAUACUGUCCACAACAUAAUAUCAGCUUACCAUAUCUGACUUGUAAGGAACAUUUAGAAUUUUUCGGUCAACUUAGAGGACUUUCAAGACAAAAUGCUGAGAUAGAAGCUUCAAAUAUCUUAAAGAAAGUUAAUUUAUCCACAAAGGCUAAUGAAGUCGCUAAAAGGUUGUCUGGCGGCAUGCUAAGAAAAUUAAAUUUAGCAAAUGCCAUUAUUGGUGAUACUAAACUACUUAUACUAGACGAAAUUUCAAGUGGAUUAGAUCCAGAAGCUAGAAGAGAUAUCUGGAAUAUCUUAUUAAAACUCAAAAAGGACCAUACUAUCUUUAUAUCCACACAUUUUAUGGAAGAAGCUGAUGUGCUAUCCGAUAAAAUCGCGAUAAUGGAAAAUGGAGAGUUAAUUGCCUACGGAACGAGCAUGUUUUUAAAACAUUAUUUCGGAAGUGGAUAUACUUUAAAGCUGCUUAAAAACAUGGGCGAGAAUAAAUUUGACAGAACUAGUGUGCACAACACGAUAAAAAGACAUAUUCCUUCGGCUGAACAAAAGAGCAGUGUAGAGCCACUUUAUUGUAUGACAUUACCGUACAAGGAUAAACAUAAAUAUGGAGAAAUGCUUCAAGAAUUAGAAGUUAACAAGUCGUUGUACGGAAUUGAGUCUUUGUCUAUAACAAAUACGACACUUGAAGAAGUUUUCCUUAAUUCAGCAUCAGGUGGAAAUACAAAAAUCGAUGGAAGGGGUGAUGAAUCGGACGAGACUGACAAUUCUUAUCAAGUGCUGAAUAUUGAUGAUUUAUACAAGGAUAUCAACAGACGAUUAAUAUUUUUCCGUCAGUUUCAAGCUAUAUUUUAUAAGAAAUUUAUUUACUGGAUGCGUAAUUUACCAUUUUUCUGUACAAUGGUUGCAAUUCCAAUCAUUAUGACUGGUCUGUGCUUUGUCCUUAAUACAUAUCUUGCAGAUAAGACUCACGUCGCUUUGAAACUUCAAUUUGAAGACAUUAAUGAGCCAUUAAUGCUUGUGAACUUUAAAGAGAAUUUCAAGAGUCAAGAAUUGAGACAAAUUGAGGAAAUUAUUGGACAUUUUAGUGAGCAACAGAAGAUUAAAGUUGCUAUACUUAGAGACAAGAAUAUCGAACAAGAGAUACUAGAAGUCGCUGACGGAAACGUCCUUAAAUAUUAUGAUAAUCUUAUUGGAGCAGUCAACUUUGAAUUGAAUGCUGAAAAUAACCAAAUCCUUGCUAAAAUUUAUUAUUCGCAAAAUCUCAUUCAUUCUGUAUCCUUAAUGCUCAAUUUUGUAGAUAAUGUUAUGUUGAAGCAUAAAUAUCCAAAAUAUUCAAUCGAAAUUACAAAUAGUCCAUUGAACCGACAAGAUGAGAACUUGAAUUAUAUUCAGAAUCUUUAUACAGAAUUUGUGGCGAUUGGAUUAAUGCUCUACAUGAUAAUGUAUCUUCCGUUUACAUUUAAGGAAAAGAUAAGUGGAUUUAAGAGCCUUCAAAAUAUUCCAAGUGUGAUUUAUUGGACUGCUUUAUUCUUGAGUGACUUACUUGUUCAUGCUAUCGUCGUAUUAAUUAUAAUGAUGGUGACUACUUAUGAUCGUGAAGGCCUAGCUUUUAGUGGCAAUGAAUUGGAAUCAAUUGCUUUCUUAUUCUUCAUAUAUGGUGCAACAUGCUUAGUAAUUGUCUACAUAACAAGUCAAUGUUUUAGCAGUUUAAGUAGUUCCAUAAUGUUUUUAAAUUAUCUGCAAAUAUUUUCACUGUUUGGAAUCAUCAUAAUGUCAAAUAGCAAGGAAUCGAUGAAGGAAUAUGAUUCGAUGAUAUCAAUGUUUCAUAUACUGCCUGACUUUGCCCUUAAGCAUUCAUUAAAAGUGAUUCAUGAACACCACAAAUUCGAGAGGAAUCAUGAAAAAGUUGGAAAUACAAAAGACUCGGAUAUCUACAUAAAUAGCCUUUAUGAUUAUCAAGACAUUUUUAACCUUACUCAAUUUUAUGUCGCAAAUUUCAUUGUUUUUAUUGCUUCCUUCCUCUUCCUGUUUUACUUUAUUGAAAAUCAGCAAUUGAUGGAACAAUUUGGAUAUUUCUGUUCACGUGUGCACAUGUGUGUUUGCAUCGAAAAGGACAAGAAUCAAAAGGCAAUCGAAAAUAUUCCCAUGGAUGAAAUUGAGGAUCCCGAUGUGAGAUGUGAGAAAAAUAGCGUGUGUGAAAUUAUCAGAGAAGAAAAGUUGGAACAAGAUGCUGUGGUUGUUUCACAGCUUGAAAAAGUUUAUGGUGGAAAUUUUAAGGCUGUACAGGAUGUUAGUUUUACUGUUAAGAAAGGAGAGUGCUUUGGAUUGCUUGGAAUGAAUGGUGCUGGAAAAACAACAGCAUUCGAAUUGUUGACUUUAAAUCGCCCAAAAACAAGCGGUAGGACUUUCAUAAAUGGAAUAGAUGCAGACAAAGACAGUUUUAUGUAUCGACACAUGUUCGGAUAUUGUCCACAAGUUGAUGCUUUAUGUGACUACAUGACAUCGAGAGAAAUUUUGAAAUACAUGCUUAUGAUCAAUGGAUACAGUCGCUAUGAUCUUGAUCUGCAAGUUGAAAAGUGGCUAAGAAAGGUUGAUAUUGAAAAAUAUCGUGAUAAAAGAAUUAGCAGUUACAGUGGAGGAACUAAACGGAAAUUAAAUACAGUCAUGGCAAUGAUCGCUGAUCCUUAUGUUACUUUCUUGGAUGAACCAACAACUGGAGUCGAUCCAAAGUCAAGACGUUUUGUUUGGAGCUGCAUUAAAUCUAUUCAAAAUCAACAGAGAACACUUGUGUUAUGCUCUCAUUCUAUGGAUGAAUGUGAAGUUUUAUGUAAUAGACUAGGAAUCAUGAAGAAUGGAGAAUUAAAGUGCAUUGGAUAUAUCCAAAAAUUGAAGGAAAAGUAUGGAAAAGGAUUUUCAUUGAUGAUAAAAAUGAAACCAAAUGUCCCGCAAGAAAAUGACAAGAAUCGUGAGCACGUACAAGAUUUAACAGACUCAUCUCCUUCAAUAGUCGAGAGUGUUACUGACAUCAAGCUUCAACUAAACUCUCUCUUUACUUGUGAUCUCAAGGAUGAGCAUGAAGGAGUACUUCAAUAUUUCAUCCACGCAAAGAGCAUAAGCUGGGCCAAAGUAUUUCAAGAUCUGCUCGAAUUCUCAAAUGACCAUGAGAAUGCAAUCGAUAGCUUUGCUAUAAACGAGACAACAUUAGAAGAUAUAUUCCAGCAGUUUAGAUGUGAUCCGAGUGCAUGACGAUUCUAAAAUGGUUGUUACACAUUUUAUAGACUGGUUACCGCUUGCAUGUAUUCAUGUUCCUCUAUAUCUAGCUUUACAAAAAAAAAUAACAAAAAGAGUUUAUACAAGUCAUUAAUUAAGUUAAAUCACAUUCCAUGCACCAAUUUUGUCCAUUUAUAUCCUUAGUCAUCGCAUCGUACUAUUCAUUAUCCAUAAGUCCACUCAUAUCCAUUAAUCUUUUUUUAAAAAUUCAAGUAGGUAUAUCUUUAGAUGUUUUAGAUUUUACAGCA
Chironomus riparius is the source of this 5412-nucleotide messenger RNA. The record is from the annotation of a GenBank genome assembly. Lineage: Eukaryota; Metazoa; Arthropoda; Insecta; Diptera; Chironomidae.